Lepisosteus oculatus (spotted gar) is the source of this 3349-nucleotide messenger RNA. RefSeq names its product innate immunity activator a (gene inavaa). Gene Ontology annotation, biological process: positive regulation of protein ubiquitination; adherens junction maintenance. NCBI's taxonomy places the organism in Eukaryota, Metazoa, Chordata, Actinopteri, Semionotiformes, Lepisosteidae. The record is from RefSeq and is a predicted model, not a curated record.
AAACAUUGUGUUUCCUUUCUUCUCUUUUCAGCAUGGAAUAAACCUUUACUUGUUCCUUUGCAGCCUAUGCUGACGCAGCUGCCUACUUGAGCUAUUUACACAGCUCCGACCGGGCUGCGGCUCCGCUACAGACCUGUUGUUUCCUCCUCCUCCUCUCCCCUCCCCGAACAGGGGCUGGACAGGUAUGCGGGCUGCCUCGCCACUCCCUGGACAGGAGGCUCCACGCCCCGCUUGCCACCAGCGAGCGCAACCCGCAGACAGCGGGUCAGAGUGCGCCUGAGCUUGAAAGCACUAACACCGGUGGCGCGUACAUUACACUGCACUGCCGAUGACCCGGAAAUUUCCUCUUUCCUGUUAAGAGACCAGAAGACACCGAAUCCAAAAUGGAGAGUAAAGAUGAGACGAGUGACACGGACAGUGGGAUCAUUCUGCAGUCUGGUCCAGACAGCCCCUCUACACCCAUGAAGGACCUGAGCACCCACACCAGAGCCGUCAAGCUCAGACACAAGUCCCUGGAGGACCGGCUGGAGCUGUGCCUGCUGGAGCUAAAGAAACUGUGUAUCCGAGAGGCUGAGCUGACGGGCCAGCUGUCCAAAGACUACCCCCUGCUGCCCGGAGAGAAGCCCCCGCAAAUACGCCGCCGCAUCGGGGCGGCCUUCCGACUGAACGCGGAGAGCAUCCUGCCACGGGGAGAGGACCCGGUGCUCAGCUCCUUGGAGGCUGAGCUGGCCCUGCAGCUCCAGAUCUACGAGGCGGCCAGGAGGCUGUCCCUGGAGGAGCACCACAGCAAGCCGGUGAAGAGGAGCCGGCAGCAGCAGUACAAGAGGGAGGAGAGGAAGGUGAAGGAGUUGCAGGAGGCCGUGUACCAGCGCCGGCUGAGACUGGUCCACGGCUCACCACGCCCGGGCCUCGCCGCCGGACACAAAGACGUUGCUGCCUCUGACGACAGCUCCCUAUCGGACUCCGCAGUCCUGGAUGAUGAAGAGGCACCCAGCCAGUCCGCACCGCCGACCUCAGACCCUGUCCACACGCCGGCUUCCCUCCCCCCGCCUCAGGCCUCACCGUUACCGUCUCACCGAAGCCCCCGGAGGACCCCCCCACAGACCCUGGACGGCCUGCGGCCGGGCUACAGCCCCAGCCUAGAGUACGAACGCUCCCCCAUCCAGAACACGCCCUGGAAGGAGUCCAGCCUGGACCAGCCCUACGAGAAGCCCAGGAAGACGCUCUCCGCCUGCAGCAGCCAGUCCAGUAGCCCCGCUGUCACCCCAGUAUCGACGCCAGUGGACCCCCGGCUGGGCGAAGCGGCUCUUCCCUUCCACUUCGUGCCCGUCAAGACCCUGGCACUGCGCCACGUCCACUCCAACAGCGCCCCCUCCACUCCUGAGCUGCCGGGGCGGCGCCAGCACUCCCAGUCCUUCAGGGUUCCUACCAAUGAUGUGCCCCAAGAUCCCAACCAAAUGAGAGGACGUGCCAGGUUACCUGCCAGGAGGCUUACCAGUUUCACUGUGCCUUCACCAGAGUGUUCGCCUCUGCCGAUGACUGUGGGCAAGCCACUGUACCAGUCCAGCUCCGAGGACAGCAGUUCGGAGCAGUCCGUGCCCUCUUAUGCCAGUUCUCCUCACCGCGAGGUUGUUUCUGAGCAGGCCAGGCCCUGCCCCCCUCCUUAUCCUGGAACCAGCAACUACUAUGUCAGCCAACACAAUGGGCAUCCCAGUGGGCAUUACAGUGGGCAGCCCAACGGGAACUAUGGCAUACACCCUGCUUUUAAUGGCCAGACCUUUUACAGGAACCCACAGCAUGUGUCCUCGCCCAAUUUCUACCGGGGGUAUGUUGAGGAUGGGCCAUACUUACCUGCCGAGAUAGACAUGGGCAGACUUUAUCUGGGUCCUCCAGUGCCCCACCACUGGGACCCCCGAGAGUUCUGGUACGAGGAGGUCACGCCCCAGGCUCAGCGGGUGCUCAGGCCCCUGCCUGCCCACGUCCGGCUGAGCCGCGCCCCUUCUCUUAAGGAGCACCCGCGCCGCGCCAGCCCCGGCUGCGCGCUGCCCCGCGAGGUGGUGUCCGAGGAACUCAAGUCCUGGCACGAGCGCAGCCAGUUCAGGGGCGCGCGGCCCCGCUCCCUGGACCGGCAGGGGGCGGUCCGCAUGAGGAGCGUACCGGGGAGGGAGUCCCCGCUGUCCCGGCAAAACACCUUCCGCCAGCAGAACUGGCCCAUUUUUGGCAGGGAUUUCGUACCGGGCCUGUCACAUCACGAAGGCGCUUCAGAUCCUGCAGGGCUGGGCUGAACCCUUUCUCUGACUUGUGGGUGGACAAGAAAGAAGAAUUUUCUGCUGUUUUGUUCAGUUUCAGUUUGGUUUUCCCCAUUUAUUUCCAACAAGUGAAAUUAGCUAGGAAAGUUUAUUUGUGACAAAGACCAUAUUGCCUAACUAGAAUGAAAACCCCAUCUCCUGUGUAGGCUGGAUGGCUUUUAGCAAUGCUGCCUAUGUAGGUGGAUCAGGUUAACUUGCCUGUUUUCUGUUCUAUAUGACUGCCUGUUGAUUUAACAGUAUCAUCGCCCUAUACACAAAGCAGAUUUUAAAGAAAACAGUGCUUUCCAAUUUGUUUCUAGCACAAGAAUAAAAAAGGUAUAUAGAAAUAAAAGCGGAUUUAAAAGAAAAUUGAAUAUUCCAAGAAACCUAUUUUUGGAAACCCUUGCUAUUACCAAUAGCUAAACAAAUGUUUGCUGUACAAUGCACAGGUUAUUCAGUGGUACAGUGGUGUACAUUAAAGGUGAAUAAGAGACUAGCGCUUUGUGAGCUAUUCAUUGUCAGUCCUAACACAUUUCUCACCUUAUUAAAGUAUUGACGCUGUCAGUUAUGGCCUGUGUGGUAUGUAGCUUUUGUUACCGAGAAAGCAAAGGGGAUUUUUUUAAUUAAGCUCUCUAGCUUUGAAGGCUGUCCAGCAGUGUUCCUCAGGUGUGACAGCUAUGGGUGGCCAAAAUUUAGACCUGCUAGCUGAAGGGAUGUGCUAUUCCACUCUGACAGAAAUCAACACGGGAUCAGGGAUCAAAGUAGUUUGUUGCAGGUGGAGAUUAAGCCAAUGCUGUGAACAAGUCUUAUGUAAGGGGUGCUGGAAGGCACAGUGACAGCUUUUAAACUCAUCGGUUCAUCCACUGAAAGCUGAAUAUACUGCAUGAUGGCCAAGAGCAGAGCAACGAACUUCUCAGAUGCAUAUGGACCCCUUUCAGAUGUCCUGAAGAGAAUUAGAAAUUGGGCUGCAUGGUGGUGCAGUGUUGAUCAUUGCAGCUUUGCAGUGCUUGGACCCUGGGAUCAAUUCCACAGCUGUCUGUGCUGUCUGUGUUGAGUUUGUA